Messenger RNA from Clarias gariepinus (North African catfish), 4011 nucleotides. It is a transcript of the gene ndrg2, whose product is annotated as NDRG family member 2. Gene Ontology annotation, cellular component: cytoplasm. The record is from RefSeq and is a predicted model, not a curated record. Gene Ontology annotation, biological process: signal transduction. NCBI's taxonomy places the organism in Eukaryota, Metazoa, Chordata, Actinopteri, Siluriformes, Clariidae. Bases 232 to 1332 code for a protein of 366 amino acids. The transcript has 16 exons.
UGCAAGAUUUUUUUUGCACGCUACUCGAGAAAGAGGAAAACAACUGCGAACAGGCAAAGACAAACCAAGAAAUUACUCAGACGGAAGAAUAUUUGGGACGAGGCAAAGAGACAAAGGGGACGAGAGUGGAAAAUUAAAGGAGGGAGUUGUUGUGAUUUACACAUUUUAGUCAACUCUCACAAAUAUCAUUAUUUUUUAAGUCGGUCUGCGGGGACACAGAAAGGACUUACAAUGACUGAAAUUCAAGAGAUCAUCAUGGAGGACAAGCCUUUACUUACGGGUCAAGCAGACAGCAUGAAGGACGCUGAGAUUGCAGCCCGAAUAUUACUGGACCGGGGUCAGGAGUACAAUAUAGAGACCCCACAUGGUUUGAUUCAUGUGACCCUGUAUGGCACAGGAAGUACUCGGCGGCCAGCGAUACUGACCCUUCAUGAUGUGGGAAUGGACAGUAAGAGUUGCUUCUCUUCUCUCUUCAAGUUUGAGGAGAUGCAGGAAAUUGUGAAGAGCUUCACGGUGGUUCACAUAGAUGCCCCAGGACAAGAGGAGGGAGCUGCACCCUAUCCUACUGGGUAUAAUUAUGUCUCCAUGGAUCAGCUUGCAGAAAUGAUCCCUUCAAUCAUACAGUUCUUCAAUUUCCGUUCUGUGAUUGGAUUUGGAGUUGGAGCAGGCUCCUAUGUCCUUGCAAAGUUUGCACUUAAAAAUCCAGACUCUGUGGAAGGUCUCGUUCUGAUAAAUAUUGACCCGGAUGCUCGUGGCUGGAUGGAUUGGGCUGCCCAAAAGCUUAGUUCACUGACUUCCUCACUUGCCGAGCAGAUUCUUGGUCACCUCUUUAGUCAGGAGGAGAAUUCAUCCAGCACUGAGCUUGUUCAGGCACACAGAGAGAGGAUCUCAACAGCUUCUAACCUGACGAACAUCGAUCUCUUCUGGAAAAGCUACAACAAUCGCAGGGAUCUAAACAUUGACCGUACCAACUCUUUUAAAUGUCCUGUCCUGCUGGUGGUAGGGGACCAGGCACCAUAUGAAGAAGCUGCAGUGGAGUGCAACAGCAAACUGGACCCAACUACAACUUCAUUCCUGAAGAUGGCCGAUGCUGGUGGGAUGCCGCAACUCACUCAACCCAGCAAGCUGACUGAAGCAUUCAAAUACUUCAUCCAGGGGAUGGGAUACAUGGCAUCGUCCUGCAUGACCCGUCUGUCCCGCUCCCGCACCACAUCCCUGUCUUCAUCGUACUCCCUGGAAGGCUCACGCUCACGAUCACGCACUCUUUCCCAGGGCUCCGUUGGUGGAAACCUUCCCCCUAGCCCCUCCAACACAAUGGAGGUGUCCUGCUGAAGAGCAAGAGAUAGACAACAAGAGAGAGAGUGAGUGGAUAGAUGGAUUGAUGGAUAGAUGGAUAAGUGGACAGCCACUAUUAUUGAGAGGGUCAUAACAGUCAUAUCCACUGAUCAAAGUGUAAAGCUAGAAAGAAAGCGACACAUAGGGAGAGAGAUACUCCUCUUACCAAACUAAAUCUCAUUCUCAUGUAUAAUUCGCUCAUCCCGUGCUUGGGGAACAUGAGAGAUUCUUAAGGGAAGCGAGCCGGAAACAAGUGACAUGGUCAGAGAAGGAGAAUAAAAAAAAAAAUCCAUCUCUCCAUCUCUCUGUCAACCUAACAUCUGCGGUGCAGGUAGGGGCCUGUAGAGACACCCAGGAUGGUAGUGAUUAUCGAUAGUAAUACUUCUAGUAUUGAUAUUAAUUAUAAUUAAAUAAAGUAUAUAAAUAAUUACAAUAAUGUAAUUAAAAUCAGUUCACUUAAUUUCAUGUUAAAAAUACAGAAAAAAAAUAGAGUAGCAAUACUCAUCAUGUGUCUGAGUUUUUGGUAUACUAUUCGAUGUGUUUGGAGUGGGUUUCUUUCCUUCUUUUUUUAUGAAUGUAUUUGUAAUAAUCGUGUGACUCUCAUACAGGGCCAUGGCAACAGGUGUUGGAUAAACAUUAAUGCCUUUCAGUGGCAGCCAGCUCAUGUCUUCCAUUUGACUUAUAUGAAAAAUCAAAACAAGGUGGGAGAUGGGAAACUGUGUGUGGAAAAGAAAGAUUGAGACGUUAGUAUGUUUGUCUGCUCCAAACUGCAUGGUAGAAUUGUUAAUUUUUUUUUUGUGAUGAUGAUGACAGAGAAUAUGGAUUAUGAAAUUGUUAAAAUGUACAAAGACAAAAGUGCAACAGAUAAAAAGAAUGAAGUUUUAAGCCUCUGCUACCUUUUUCCCAGCAAAAUUAAUUUUAUUUUAGUAUGGCUGUGUCCUACAUACAUCGUCACACUUAAAAUAUUACAUUUAAAUGCUGUCACUCUAUUCUCGUAGGAUUUUUUUCAGUGUUGACCAUAAAUGCCCUUAUUCAGCAAAGUUGCAUCAAAUCAGGAAUACGUGCAAUGACACAGGAACAACUCUGCAUCACAUUAAUGAAAAAGUCUCAUGAGUAAUGAUUUGAAUGCAAAAGAUCUGCUUCAAGUUUGUGAAUGCAUUUAUUUAUACUUCAUAUGCAUGUGACAUUUCACAAUCAGAAAACAACUAUAUUCUAAUCUCAUCUGCUGCUAGUUAUAUGAUUCUGUUUAUAGCUUAGAUUUAGCACUUCAUAAGUCAAAUAUAUAGCAGAUUUAACUAAAAUUUAAACUAUCUGACCCUAACUAAUUUGUUUUAAAAUUUUUAUUAGAUUUUUUUAGUGUUGGUAUUCAAUUGCCAAAAAAAUGCUCAAAAAUGUGAAAUCUGGGCCUUUAAAUUAGACAGGGUUUGUGUUCGAAAGACUACACAUCCAGUUUAAUGUUUUUUUUUUUUGCAAUAUGCAAUACUGUUACUCAAAUGAAGAACUGAUUAUCUAACCCAUUUGAUUUACAUUUAUGAAUUACAGCCAGAAACCAAGCCCCAUUAUCCGGACUUUAGCACAACGUUUCCAAAUAAACAUUUUCUAUGUUUAUACUGCUCUGCUUACAAUAUUGGCUCAUAUUAUUACCAAUACCAGCAUUAAUAUUCUUUAUUCUACUUCGAAGCAAGCAUUUUUUAGGAUUGUAAAAAUGUAAAACCGAUUUACACACAGUUUUUCCAGGCGUGAGUUUCAUACUUGUAUGCCAAAGAUGAAAAAUAGUGAAUAAGGAACCUACUGUAGUAUUGAGUGUUUUUUUUAUUUUUUUUUUUGGCUUAUUUUUUUUAUUUUUAUUAUCAGGUUUAGUCGUAUGCAACUUUGAAGAAUAAAGGCUAAUAAUUGAACAUUGGGAAAAUAGUGACUAUCCAGAAAUUUGGAUAGUUAGAGUUAUCUUACACUGACAAAUUGAAAAAUAACUACGCUAGGAUGUGGACAUUAAUUCCAGCAUUUAGGACAAAGGUGCAGCUUCUCAAAUAAAAUGUUGUUAAUCAUUUGACAUAGGUGUUAUCACUAUUUUUACUGUUUGGCUUAGUCUCUAACAUAGCUAGGCUAUUAGUGUUAUUAAUUAAUAAUAUCUCCCUCUAAUGAUAAUUAUUUUGAUGACGAUGAUGAUUAUGAUCUGUCAGCGAAUCCACUGCCACCAGACUGUUACUAUUAAUACAUAAAAAUAACACUAAGCUGAAUUUCAGUACAUCUAAAGUUUUCGAGCUAAUCUUUAGUCAUGUGUAAACAUUUGUUGUCUUUUUUUAUACUUAAUUAGACUAAUGUAAGCUUACACAUUUCUGAUCCAACACACAAAUCAAUUAUUUAGUUUCAAAUCAAACGUUGAUCGUUAACCGCGGGAUAUACUGAAACCUUAAAAAAAAGUAAUCUUAAAGUAACUGUCUAAUGUAACUACUCAUUUUAACAAACACAAAUAGCUAUAUCUUUCUCAAAAGAGUCCACAAGCAGAUACAAAUCAGACGUUUUUCAUUUGCAACAAUCUGUGUUGCAGAAGCCAUGAUAAUCAGCACAGCACUGCCCUAAAACACCAAAUCAUUAGACAAUUCUCCGUUGACAUCCUGUUGAGAGUUUGUGAGUAUUUGAUAGGCUACAUUUGUGUACUUGUCUUGUGCAGGGGGA